AUGUCGCGACCAAACUCUGCUCCGGGGUCUCCGGGGUCCGACGUGUCCCUAGGGAUUACGCAGGAGGGCCAAGAGGAAGGAGAGCAGCGCGAGAAGCCAAGCUUUGGUACAGUUUUGAGGACGCUUUCGUCAACGAGACCGACCACGCCCAACAAGUUUCGUCCAGGUACUCGUCGAAUCGAUACGAAAUCCGAGCCUACCAUCUCAAGCAGUCAACGCCUCGACAUAAAUACCAAUCCCUGGAGGACCUGGCCAGAGCUCACGCUCAAGAUUCACAGACUGCCUUCCGCUGCCACGCUGGCGGACCUGCACAAAUCAUUCUCACGACAUGGCAACAUCACCAUGCUAGAGAUCGGCGAGAACAAGGACGGCUAUCGCAAUGGCUUCGCAAAGGUUCGCUUCGAGCCGCCGCCCGAAACGAAUUUCUGGUCUUCCAUCAACUACAACAUUAAGUUCGGUGCUGGACAAAGGGCGCGAGUCACUCUCGCUCUUUUCGUGCCGAAGCUCAAGUUCGACGACCUGACACCGAGUCCUGCCAACCCAAAGGUUCAACUGAAAACGAGAACGGUCUUGAAAGUGCAGCAGAUGGACUUUGGUUCGCUUCUCCAGGAAACUGACAUGAUGGUCCACAAGUCUGUCAAAGACAAUGUCAAAAUUGAUGUGGAUCUUGGAAGAAAGCAGCUCACCGUUACGUUUGACAUUCCGAAGAGAGCUCAUCAGAAUGUCGAAGCAGUCGUCCGUGGAGUUGGUGCUGAAGACGUGGAGGACGACAAUUUCCAUCGCUACCGCUGCAACAUCGCCUUUGCUCGCUUAACAAAACUCUUUCGGACCAAGACUGAAGAGGGUGCUACUGCCUUGGUCAUUCCUCUCGAGCUUCCUCCUAUUUUCAGAACAAAAAGAGACGACAAGAGUCUUGCCGCAAUGGCAGAAGGAAGGCUGUUUUGGGGCACGUUGGAUAUGUGGGAGCGUCGGACGAUCAUUUUGAAAGACAAUCGCCUGCCUUCGAACUUCCCUGUCACCUUGCAGACAGACUUUGACGACCCGGGCUACAUCAACAUUGGUCGAUGGACAACUUUGAGAUUCAUUGUCGGCGAUGAAGAUAACUCCUUGGACGAGGCCCUGGAGGCUCUUCAUGCAUACAACAUCGAGGCAACUUUGAGCGACUUCAAGUUCACUCCGCAUAGGCCGGCUCUGCUCGCCACCCUACACAGAGCUUCAAAGACCCAGGGGAAGGAAGAAGGCACCUUCACCGGUCUGUCUCUGCAGUCUCUUGCAUCCUCAUUGGAGUCACCGCCAGCCUUGGACUUCCAAGUCCACUAUCAGUUGGAGGUUUGCAUUUCUCGAGGCAUCAUCUGUGAAUACGCCAUCACCCGAGAGUUCCUGGAGCGAUUAGCAGCUGUCAACAAGGACCGUGCGAAAUGGACUCUCGAAUAUUUUGCAGAUCGAGAGAAGAGAGUAUGGGAUUUGAACGAAAUCUUUGAGGAUGAGGAGGCGAAUCUUCACUUCCCCAACCCCUUGAUGCCUCGCUACUGCACCACAAUCCGGAAGGUUGUCGUGACUCCCACAACAGUAUACUACAGCUCUCCUGGCGUCGAGUCUUCCAACAGAGUUCUCCGAAAGUUCAGCGAAGAUCAAGACCGAUUCCUCCGAGUACAGUUCACUGACGAACUUUACUACGGCAAGAUCUACAGCGACUCGGGCGAAGAGCUUUUCAGCAGGGUCUACCGUACUUUGGCCAAGGGCAUCACCAUUGGAAGUCGACACUACGAAUUUUUGGCAUUCGGAAAUUCUCAAAUUAGAGAAUGCGCGGUCUAUUUCUUUUGCCCAACGGACCAUAGAUCCUGCGAUUAUAUUCGGGACUGGAUGGGUGACUUCGGUCACAUCAAGAAUGUUGCGAAAUACGCUGCACGGAUCGGGCAGUGCUUCUCUACCACGCGCGAGAUCCCAGGGACCACCGUUGCCAAUAUUGUUCCCAUUGAAGACAUCGAACGCAACGGCUUCUGUUUCAGCGACGGUGUCGGCAAAAUUUCGCAGCUGCUGGCACAUAUCGUCGUCCAAGAGAUGAGCAGCGAUGACGCCUGCAUCAGCGUCCCUUCCGCAUUUCAAUUCCGAAUGGGCGGUUGCAAAGGCAUGCUGGCAGUCUGGCCCGAUGCCAAAAGGCAGGAGGUUCACAUUCGGCCAUCUCAAGAGAAGUUCAAGGCAAGAUUCAAUGGCCUUGAGAUUAUCAAGUACGCACAGCAUUCGAUUGCGACCUUGAAUCGCCAGACAAUCACUGUUUUGACAUCCCUCGGUGUUCGAGAAGAGACCAUCCUGAAGCUUGCGGAACGGCAGAUCAAGAACUACCAGAAAGCAAUGAACGAUCGAGUUGCGGCCGCUAGCCUCUUGGGUCAGUACAUCGACGAGAACUUGACAUCAUUAACGAUCAAAGAUCUCGUUGGCUGGGGCUUCAUGGACCCAGAGAUUCAGGAGCCAUUUGUGCUGACAAUCCUGGAUCUUUGGAGAAUCUGGUCCAUGAAGCUGCUCAAGGAAAAGGCCCGUGUCAUUGUGGAGGAGAGUGCUUUCCUUCUAGGCUGCUUGGAUGAGACAGGUACUCUGCGAGGUUACUCGACCGCCACCGAAGGGAAGAAGACCAACAACAUCGAGGAUCUACCUCAGGUUUUCUUGCAGGUCGAAAGCCCUAGCGGCAGUGGAAAGUUCACAUGUGUCACGGGGCUUUGUAUCGUUGGACGCAACCCAUCACUUCAUCCAGGCGAUCUUAGGGUGGUGGAGGCAGUUGACGUCCCCCAGCUGCACCACCUGAGAAAUGUCGUGGCUUUCCCAAGAAACGGCGACCGCGAUGUUCCGAGCAUGAUGUCAGGAGGUGAUCUGGAUGGCGAUGACUUCUUUGUGAUGUGGAACCAAGACCUCAUUCCAAAAGAUUGGCACCAACCGCCGAUGAACUAUACCCAGCCUACACCGGCGGUACUUCGUCGAGAUGUUCAAGUCAAGGAUCUCAGAACAUUCUUUGUUCGUUACAUGCAGAACGACAGCCUCGCCUUGAUUGCUACUGCACACUUGGCCCACGCUGACAAGUCUUUGCUUGGCGUCAAGGAUCAGAAAUGUCUUCAGCUCGCAGCUCUACACUCCAAGGCUGUCGACUACGUCAAGACUGGUGACCCUGCAAAGCUCCCUCCCGCACUGAAUCCAAAGGAACGCCCUCAUUUCCUGGGCAGCAGAGGCCAAACCUACCACUCAUCGACCGCUCUCGGUAAAUUGUACGACAUGAUCCAAGACGUGGGUUUCAACCCCCUCUACGAGAAGAGAUUCGACAACAGAGUUCUGAACCGCUUCCAUCUUACUGAAGACUUGCUCUCCAAGGCGCGAGCGGUCAAGGUCCAGUAUGAUAUGGCAAUGCGGCGUCUCAUGGGUCAGCGCGACAUUGAUACCGAGUUCGAGAUUUGGACCGGGUUCGCCUUGUCCAAGCCGCGCGUCGGCAGUGACUACAAGCAGCAGGAAGAGAUAGGCAGAGAAUCCUCACUACUGAAGCAUCGUUUCCGCGAAAUUUGCUAUCAGGAGGCUGGCGGUAGUCGGGUGUUCGACAACAUCGGCCCAUUCGUGGCGGCCAUGUAUAAAGUGACCCAGGACGAGGUCAAUGCAGCACUGGCAGGGGAGUACGAAGACGAGGAGCACAAGCGUCAGUCGAUGCCCCUGAUCAGCUUCCCCUGGAUCUUCCAUUGGAUCAUGGGCCGUAUUGCCACGGGCAAAGUCAAGACCACACCCACCAUCAACCCAGAAGCACCACCGAUUACGAAGAAGACCUACCACACUCCCCACGGGAACGUUGAGGCGGAGCCAGCGACGCAAAUUGAGGACGGAAGAGAGGUCCACCGGGGUGAGAUGCUCAGGUUGUUUGACAACAGCCCCACGGACAGGAACAGCGACGAGGUCUCAGUGUCAUCCAAGGCCGAAAACGCCACCAGUGGGGAAGAAGUACAUGUCGAGGAUGAAGACAACCCCAUGGAUCGUAUGGCCGCACUGAUGAGCGGCGCCAGAGGCUGA
Messenger RNA from Colletotrichum aenigma, 4038 nucleotides. RefSeq names its product RNA-dependent RNA polymerase 1 (gene rdp1). The record is from RefSeq and is a predicted model, not a curated record. Gene Ontology annotation, biological process: siRNA processing. The transcript is spliced from 3 exons. NCBI's taxonomy places the organism in Eukaryota, Fungi, Ascomycota, Sordariomycetes, Glomerellales, Glomerellaceae. Gene Ontology annotation, cellular component: nuclear RNA-directed RNA polymerase complex. The coding region runs from base 1 to 4038 and encodes 1345 amino acids. Gene Ontology annotation, molecular function: RNA binding; RNA-directed RNA polymerase activity.